This is a messenger RNA of Paramecium octaurelia, 1584 nucleotides long. The record is from the annotation of a GenBank genome assembly. Lineage: Eukaryota; Ciliophora; Oligohymenophorea; Peniculida; Parameciidae.
AUGGAUCCUAUCUUGACAGAGAGUCAUAAACUCAUUCAAUAAUAAAAAUUCCAAUAGGCAUUUGCUUUGCUCCAAUAAAACGAAUCCAAAAUACUUUCACAACCACAACAUCAAAAUCAAUUUCAUUUAAAUACUGGGAUAUGUAGCUUUCGACUUGGAAAUUACAAGUAGGCCAUCUCUCAUCUUGAUUUAUGCGACAAGAAUGAUUCUGAGCAAAAUGUAACUGCCAUUAAAUAUCUCUUGAUGGCCCUUAUUUAUGAUCAAUAGUACGAGAGAUGCAUGAAGGAAUCAACAAUAUUUCUAGAAUACUAGAAUGUCUAAAUACUACUAAAUGUAUAUCAGAGUAGAGGUCAAUGUCUCUAAGAUUAGGGUUUAUAUCUGGCAGCCAUCCAGGAAUUCAAGAAAUCAAUCGCAAAAGGAAACAAAAACAAUAUCGACAUUGCCUAUUGUUAUCUGCAAUUGGAUGAAUUGCAAGAUGUAGAGAUAUUCGUAAAUGCAUAUUCAGACAAAGAAUAAAGUGAUAUCCAAGCCCAAUUGAUUAAAGCUGAACUUCUCUUAAGAACUGCCAGAGAGAAAGAAGGUGCUUAAGUUCUGUACACUGCGUAUUAGUAUUACAAAUCGAAAUAAUUUGGAAAUACUGAUUACACUCCUAAGGAACUAGAAUACUUGGAGUCCAAAUUGAAUGAUAGAAAUGGAAAAUACAUAGAGUCCUUUUAUAAAAAGACCAGAACACAUAAUUUAGAUGAUGAUUCUAAGAAUACAUUUGUAUUAUUUGUUAAGGAAUUGAACAAUAAAUAAUCAUAGGAAUUAUCAAAACAAAUUGAAGAACAAAUUAAAAAAGUGCUCUCCAAAACAUAAUUAUUGAAGAUGCAUGCUGAAAAAGCAGUAGAAUCACUUUUAGAAGAUUAACAAUUUAAAGAUUAUUACGAAACCUUCAUUCAAUGUGUUGAGUCUACUUUCGAUCGAGCAAGUGGAUUUGUAAACAGAUUCUAAAUCAAGACUGACGACAUUCUCAUCACUUUUGGAAUAGAAUUAUUAGCCAUGGUUCCCUUAGUUGGUUAAACAGUGUCAUCAGUUGUCAACUCGUUACAAGCUGAGAUCAGGACAUUGCAAAUAGUUCAGAGAUCAACUGCCUUAAUCUAAAUUGGCAACACCCAAGAUGAAUUGACAUUUUUGAUGAAACAAGUUCUCGUCAUUGUCCUGUAAGAUUAGGAGAAACAAAAGGAAAUCAAGAACCCUGAAAUCUCAAAGAGUUAUUAAAGUUACUUGAGAGAUUUCUUGAAUUUGAAAUUGCAAAUCAAAAAGUCACUAAUUAAUCAAUUAGACGAUAUCUACAUUAGGGAGAAAAAUCAAUAAGAAUUAUUGGCAAUUAAAGAUGCUAGUGAAUUACUAGGAACCUACUUUAGUUCUGGGUAUUUGUCUUUGUUUGAAGAUAAGGAUGAAGAGAAACUUCCAUAGAUUUGUGCAGAAUUUGUUUUGGCAGAAGGUGAGUAAAAGGCUUAAUUAAGAAAGAAUGCGUCGAGAAAAAUAGAAGGCUAAAAUGAUAAAUAAAUAAUUGAGAGUAAAUGUUGUGUUAUUUAUUGA